AUGACAGGGCGCAUACACCCGUGUUCAAGAUGUUUAAUCGAAAAAUGUAUAAUUUCAAAAGUAGAUGAUGAUCCUAGGGAUGAAAUAAUAAACACUAUAAACGUUUCACAAGUAAAAGAAAAAUCCAAAAGAUUGCAACAACUGAUAUUAAAAAAGAGAAAAGAGUAUUGGUCAAGUUUGGCAACGAAGAAAUGUGUACAAACGCCUACGACUACAAAUCCAAUAUUUUACAAGUGA
Messenger RNA from Macrosiphum euphorbiae (potato aphid), 237 nucleotides. The record is from the annotation of a GenBank genome assembly. Lineage: Eukaryota; Metazoa; Arthropoda; Insecta; Hemiptera; Aphididae.